GACAGAAAUUCAAAUUAUUCAUUGUACCAUCAUACAAAUUUAAAAAAAUAUAUAUGUUACCGGCAAAGUUUGAAAUCCGGCAUUUUAUAGAAUGCCUAGGCAUUGUAUAUAAUGCCUAAAACUAGCCGGCAAUCUAUGAAACGAUUUAUAUUUUACAGAUUUCCUAGGCAUUCUAUAGAAUGCCAAAUGAGAAACUGGCAAAGUAUGAAAUACAUCUCCGUUUCGUUUCAAAUAUCACGUGGCAAGGCACGUGACUUUUAACGAGCGGCUCAGGCUUAGAAUUUGUCAGUUGCACUUUGCGGUUUGUUCGGGAGUGUCAAAAUACGCAAUUUUACUUAAAUUUGUUCAACAAAAAAUUAGUUUUUUACUGUGGUCCAUGAAAAUGGAGGAGCAAGCUGUAGUGUUGGAGAAGGUGUCAUGGUCUAUAGACAUGAAACAACGAUUCGACGAUGAACUGUGCAAAAUUCGAGUUAAUGCUGCAAAAAACAGUAUUUUCUUAACCGAAACUACUUACCAGAAGUUAAUAAAUGAUGUACAAAAAGCCAAAAUGACUACUAAGAAGGAACCCAGGGACUAUUGGUUGCUGAAUCGCUAUGAUGUGAUGAUUGUAGAAAACAAAAGUAAACUCAUUUAUCCUGUUAAAGAAGGCGUCAGUACUAUACAGUAUUACGUCACGGACUCAGAGUUAUUUCACGUACUUCAUGAAGCUCAUUUGGCUAUUGGACACGGAGGACGUGAUAGAAUGUUGAAAGAACUUUCAAUCAAAUACAAAAAUGUUACACGUCAUGAUAUUGAACUGUACAUCCACCUUUGUGAACCUUGCCAGAAAAAACAGAAAGGUAUUAAAAAGGGCAUUGUUGUGAAACCUAUGAUUUUUUCCGAAUUUAAUUCCCGUUGUCAAGUAGAUCUUAUUGACUUUCAGUCUCAGCCAGAUAGAGAAUACAAAUUUAUUAUGGUGUACCAAGAUCAUCUCACAAAAUUUGUGAUUCUUAAGUCUCUAACGUCGAAAAGAGCUGAAGAAGUAGCCUACAACCUAGUGGACAUAUUCUCGUUGCUUGGAGCGCCGUCUAUAUUACAGUCUGACAAUGGUAGGGAAUUUGCGAAUAAUGUGGUGACCAGCUUGAAGGAGUUUUGGCCAGCACUGAAGAUCGUCCAUGGGAAGCCUCGCCAUUCACAAAGCCAGGGUAGUGUCGAAAGAGCUAAUCAAGAUAUCGAAAAUAUGCUCUGUACUUGGAUGCAGGACAACAAAUCUGACCGCUGGAGUGAAGGACUACGUUUCGUUCAAUUUAUGAAAAAUAGAGCUUAUCAUUCUGGGAUCAAAAGAACACCAUACGAAGCUCUUUUUGGCUGCAAACCUAAAGUAGGGCUUUCUUUUCUACCAGAAUUAAAAGACAUAAAUACAGAGGAGCAGCUAGAAAAAGUAAUAGAAAGCGUCAAAACAAUGGAAAAAGGUGAAACUAAUCAGAUUACGCAAGAUGAGAUUAUAGUCGUUAGUGGAGUAAACCAACACGAUGAAGACAUGCUUACUGAAGAGAUUUCCGUUUCUGAUACCUGUUGUGUGUGUUUAAAGGAAACAAGUGAUGCACUUGCAUGCAAAAAAUGUCGUCAAAAAAUUCAUACCUUCUGUGGCCAUGCUAGUAAAGAUGAUGAAAUGGAUAUUUUGUGCACCCUUUGUUUCAAAACUGAAAAUGCUAUUGAAGGUAAAAUAAAUUCUAAAAUCAAUCUGGAAAUACAAGCCAAAAAAUGAAAAUAAAUUCGGAAAAAAAAUUUCCCACUGCUUCUUUGGGAACUACUGUGCGAGUUCCUAUUCCUGACGUCGACAAGGGGCGAGGUGAUUCGCGCAAUAUAUUGGCAAUUGUAAUGAGUGUGACAGAGGAUGGUUUCUACCGACUUGGAA
Molecule: messenger RNA, 1897 nt
Organism: Centruroides sculpturatus (bark scorpion)
Lineage: Eukaryota; Metazoa; Arthropoda; Arachnida; Scorpiones; Buthidae
Product: KRAB-A domain-containing protein 2-like
Exons: 1
Coding region: 377-1747 (456 amino acids)
Biological process (GO): DNA integration
Molecular function (GO): nucleic acid binding
Source: RefSeq, a predicted model, not a curated record